Gasterosteus aculeatus aculeatus (three-spined stickleback) is the source of this 2988-nucleotide messenger RNA. Lineage: Eukaryota; Metazoa; Chordata; Actinopteri; Perciformes; Gasterosteidae. The record is from RefSeq and is a predicted model, not a curated record.
CCCUCCACUCCUUUCUUUUUGAGGAUUAAGCAAACCCAUUGCAGAUAAAUGAUUGCAAUAAAGGAUUCAUGUUUCCUGCAUUUAGUUGCACAUUUUUGUUGUAUUUUGUUAUGUAAUUCACCAAUUAGCGGUUAUCGCUAUUUAACUUUUCUGCGUCAGUCUUUACGAAAUAUACGUUGACAUCAGUCAUCUUCGCUUCUGAAAUGUCACAGAUUAGAGAUCUGGUAGCUUCAAGGCAAUGCUCGAGUCAUAGACAGGAUGUAUUAAUAUAACUUGGUCCUAACCCUUAUAAACUCAACGUAGCGUGGGUUGCCUAGCAACGCCGCGUCAACCUGCUUCUUUUCCACAACACAAAACGUAACGUUACACGCCGGCUCAUUUCUGGACGGAUUUUCGUGUCAAUCGCGCAUUUCGGAGCGGUUCUUUAGCUCGCAAAUGGGAAAGAAAGGGAAGAAGGGGAGCGAAACUCCAUGCGCGGAAACGUUUGAGCCGCUUCCCUUUGAGGGCAAAACUCCAGCAACAAUAGUGCUGCUGCUCAGAUCUCUAGAGGAGGACAUCCUCGCCAAAGCUUGUGAAGCAAUCCACAUAUUUGCAGAAAAAGGAGACGAGAACAAGGUUUCUCUGGUGGGACUGGGGGCACUGGAGCCCCUCUGUCAGCUUAUCACUCACAUGAACCGGCUGGUCAGACGCAACGCCUUCAUGGCCUUGAGCAUCAUGGCCAGCAAUGACGUAGUAAGGGUUGCUCUGAAAAAAAUAGAUGUUAUUCCAUCAAUCAUUGACAAACUGUCACCUGAAGAAGAUAUAGUUGUCCAUGAGUUUGCAACACUGUGCCUGGCCUCUCUGUCAGUGGAUUUCGUGUGCAAGGCCCAGAUCUUUGACCACAAGGGCCUGCCACCUCUGAUCCGGCUCCUGUCCAGUCCAGACCCCGAUGUCAUGAAGAACUCUCUAGAGACCAUCUUCCAUCUGGUUCAGGACUACCAAAGUCGCCUGGCGGUGCAUGAGUUGGGAGGGAUCCCUCCACUUCUGGAUCUGUUGAAGUCAGACUUCCCCGUUAUUCAGCACGUGGCUUUAAAGACACUGCAGAAUGUCACCGUUGAUAAAGAAUCAUCCAACACCUUGAGGGAAGAGCAAGGAUUUGAGAAGCUCAUGGAUAUCCUCAGUAAUACGAAAUUCAACGACCUUCAUGCUGAGGCCUUACCGGUAGUUCUUAACUGUAUAAACGACAGUGAGAGUUUACAAGUGAUCCACAGGGGUGGAGGGUUGAUGAGGCUGAUGGAGUUUGUUCUCACCCGAAAUAUGCCUGAAAUCCAGUCCAACGCUGUCAGAUGCAUCACCAGGGCUGCUCAGAGCUCUGAGAAUCGCAAGCUGCUCCACGAGCAGAAUGUGGAGAAGGUCCUUGUUGAACUUCUGUCCGUGGGGGACGUCAGCGUCAACACGGCGGCCUGCGGGGCUGUGUUCGCCAUGAGCUUCCACCUAGCCAGCAAGGACAGCUUCAGAGACCUCUGUGGUAUCCCUGAAGUGGUACGGUUGCUGAGCAAUGACAGUUUGGCUCUCAGAGAGGCAGCGACCGAGGCCCUCUCUACCCUCACGCAUGGCAACCAGCUCAACGCAUUUGCGGUGUACGAGGCAGGAGGCGGUGAGAUUCUUGUCCAGCAGCUGUAUGGAAGCUGUCCCAGUACGGUGGCCAAUUCCGCUGCAACACUUGGCAACAUGGCGGGACAGGAGGUCGUCCGCUGCAGUGUCUUAUCCCACGGAGCGAUACGAGCUCUGGUGGAGAACUUGAAGUCCACGGAUACACAGGUCCUGGUCAACGCCACGCGGUGCGUUGCAGUAUUGGCCCACGAGAAAGAAGCUCGGGCAGAGCUACUUCGUGCAGGAGGCCUUCAGCCACUGGUCAAUUUGCUGCGCACCGAUCAAAAGGAAGUGCUCCACAAUGCAUGCUUGGCUAUCAAUGUGUGUUCCAGUGACCUGCCCGCCGCUGUGGAGAUGUGCAAAUUUGGUGCCUUGGAAAGGCUUCAGCAAAUCAACCAAUCAGCAACUCGAGGAAGCAGUUUCAGCAGGUUGGCCAGGAUCAGCCUGCUUAACUCCAAUUUGUCUGUCAAAUACAGCCUGACAGGUCAUUUGGCCGUCACUGACCUCAUUAGUGACGGCUUCUAUGACGCCGGGAAGCCCCCUGCAGGUCAGAGCAUUCUGACUUUAAAGGAACUGUCCGAGCAGCCUGUCAACGAGCAACGGCCCAUCAUUGUUAUCAACACUGCAAAAGCAGUGACUCUGGAUGUCAGAGAAGUGAGGAACAGCAACCAAUCAGAACCAGACACCUGCAGCAAGGGAGGCAGCAGAACAACACGACCAAUUUACCUUCAACACAGGAAGAAGAAGGAGGACAACAAACAGAAAGAAGAGGACCAGACUGAGACUCCUAAAGGCAAACCAUGGAAGAUGAUGGAUGACGUCUUUUUGCAGGUUCUCCUUAAAGAGGCCAAAGAAUCCAUUAUCCCACUAAGUGAUGAACGAGAGCAGUGUGCUGCCUUGGCCAGGCUGGUGAGUGAGGCCAUGGGCGGAGCUGUGGAGAUGGAGAAGUUGCACGAAGUCCCGUGGCUGCUGCACCUCAGCGAGCUCAAGUUUCUGCUCCAGUCUAAUGUCGUUCCCAUUGGCUUGAUCAACAGAGGAAUCUACUGCCACAGGGCCCUUCUCUUCAAGUGUCUGGCUGAUCGCAUCGGAAUGAGCUGCACACUUGUCAGGGGCGAGUACAACCGGGCUUGGAAUGAGGUGCUCCUCUUCAAUGGGAAUCCCUCCAGGAAUCAGCACUCUUCAAAGCCCUGCCGCUACAUAGUGGACCUCAUGCACCAGCCUGGGAGCCUGCUGAAGCCAGCACCCCUGCUGCUCUGCAUACCAGACUUCAGGAGGGACUACGCCCUUGGAAUAAAUGUAGAAAUACACCAUGCUGUGACCAGACAAUUUUACAGAGACUCAUCUAGGAUUAUUUAA